GGAGAGAAAACAGGAAGUGGACAUUGCAGAAAUGUGAUCUUGCUUCCUCUUUUUUCUUACAAGAGUAUAAUUUGUCAUGUAAAACGUUACCCACAGUUUCACCCUAUCUGCUACCUUCCACAGACCUAAGUUGGUUUGUGGGCUUCUGGAUAUUUUGACCUCUCUUCUCAAGACUUAGCGAGGGGGGAAAAAUGCAGAUCGUCUUUGGGAUCCUGCUGAUGUUCACAGGAGCUGCCUCGGGUUCACUGUUUCAGGAUCAUGUUGUCUGUAGAUUUACUCAGAGUAAUCAGUGUUAUGUAGCUGUGGGACAACCUCUGCACCUGCAAAUGCCCCAGGAGGAUGGGUUUGAACUAAAGACCACUAGUAUAAUUUUAAGAUAUAGAAAAACCCAAAGUCCCCCACCAACACCACGUCUCCCAAGAUGGCAGUUUGUUAAUGAUAAUAAAACUAUGAUACUAACCAGUGCAGAGAGGAGCGACUCUGGAACAUACACUUUAAACAGCUUUGAUGUAAACGGGAUAAGUAAAGGCAGUUCUACUCUCCAGGUGAACAUUGAAGCCAGGGUGUCCUCAGUGGAAUUGUCCUACAGCUGCUUGUUCUCUGAGGUCAGGAAAGUGUACUGUUCUGCUGAUGGAGACAACCUCCGCUUCAACUGGACUUCUGAUUCAAUCACUCGAUUGGAGGAUGACAACAAAACUCUCGUACUGGAUAAAAAGCAUAAUGACAAAGUCACCUGUCAUGUCGAAAAUCACGUCAGUCAGAGCCAAAAUUCCACUGAACUCCCAGAAUGUGCUGAUCUCACUUUGCCUAUCCUGAUCUCGGUUUGUGUGAUCCUCAUUGUGCUAGCUGUCUUAGCAUUCUGCAUCUACAAGAAGAGACAAGACCUAAUGAACAAAGAAGCCUCUUCUCAGGACAACAAGGAGCUUGUGUAUGCAGAGGUCACCCAUUCAGCCACGAACAGGACAGAGACAAGACCCACCCCAGUGCAGUACGAGGGUGUGGAGUACGGCACAGUGGUCACUUCCAACCAGAAGAAGAAAGAGGACGAGGUGCAGUACGGAGAGCUGGUGUUUAACACUCCUGCACAAAAGAAGAGCAAAGUGUCCAAAGUACAGGAAGAGUGUGUGUACUCAGGGGUCCAGCACAGUCAGUGAGUGUCACAAUCUCAGUCUGUUUCAGGAUGAAGCAUUAACAUAGAUUUUUUUGUUUCUUUCCUUUGUACAGAGCUUUGUUGCUCUGAUCAUCCUGGUAGAGGAAGUUGAUGACAUUUCAACCAUACAAACUAAACUCCACUUACAGUGAAACUAUUUCAGUAUCUGGUUAUGCAAUUGCUGAUUUUUUUCAGGCUGAACAGCAGAACAAUGGUUUGUCCGUCUUGCUUUCUAGAACUCAGGUAACUGUUUGUGUGGAGUUUUACAUGUGCUCACUGCAUCCAUGUGGUUUCCUCUGACCUCCCAAAACAUACCAGUUGGUGUACUGGCUAUGCUAAAUUUCCCUGUGUGUGUGUGUGUGUGUGUGUGUGAGAAAGAGAGAUGCAUUACAGAGGACUGUUAUAGACUCUGCAUAUAGACUAUAGAUAGUUUUUCCACAAUGAAACAGUGUUCAUAGUUAGUUAUUUAUUUUAAUGAAAAACACUCAUCACUGAUUCUGUACUCACAGCACAAAAAGAUAUCUUAACAAAUAUCUUUAUUCUUGUUUAGAAAUAAAAGCUUAUAUAUAAGUUUUGCUGUUGUUUUUUCUUGUUUUCAUGCUUGUGUCAUCACCAUGGUCCUUAAUCAUAAGUAAGGCUUUUGGGACUCGAUUAAAAAAUUGUUUCAUGAUUGUAGAGAAAAUAAAAAGGAAGUUUCUUGUUGCAGUUUUAAGUGUUAACCCACAAAGCUGCAGCUUCCUAAGCAGAUCACACACUGUUUGAGUUGCUCAAUUUUUUUUCAAACCAUAAAAUCUAUAUUAAGCCUAUAUUAAUAAAGUCUAUAUUUUAUUAAAAAAAAAGAUUAUGUGAGUGAAAUAAAUGAUCAAAAUGUCUAAUAUUGUUCAGCUGUAAAUAGACUUUCAGUUUAUAUGAUGGCUAAAACUUUCAGUGGUGUUGAUUUAAAUGUCUGUGGCUUGUAUUUUGUCAGGAGUUAUAGGGACAGUUCCUUUCCAGACCUCUAGGGGUCCUGACAAGUGGUUUAUUUAUUAUUGUUAUUCCUAUGUUGGUGGUGCCACGCCCUUUCCUCAUGUGUUUUCUCGAUUUCUCACCUGUCCCUUGUUUUCCCUUGAUGUGCUGCUUUAUAUAUGUUUGUCCUUCUGUCUUGGUCAGUGUCAGUCAUUAUGUUUAUAUAUGUGUGGACGUAACGGUGUGUGUGUGCUGUAAGGCCGGACGCUGUGUUAUUUAGGUUUUUAUGUUAUUGUCAUGUUUUGUUGAGGUUAUUUAAGUUUCCAUGUCAUAGUUCUGGUUUAUUUCUGUUAAUGUUAAUGUAGUUGUAUUUUGUUUUGUUAAAUGAAAGCAGUGCAUGUACUGGAGCCCUGUGUUUGGGUCUGAUCUGCUACUGUGGGUGAUCAAGCUUAUGGUGGAGAUCCGGGUUUGAUCCCCGCCAUCGGCGGUGUCCGCCCCAUUCAUUACUGAUUUAUUAAAAUUAUGUUUUUAAAAAUAUAAGUAUAUUUUAUUCCUGAUAUUCUGUAUUAUCUAUCACUAUAAGACCUCAGCACAUUUCCUUUUUGUUUUCUGUGAAAUGAUACCAAAAAAGGAAUUUGUUCAGUUAGACUGUGUUUAUGAGUGUGUGUGAUAUCGUGCCUUAAGAGUUAACGCCUGAGGUUUUACACCACUGUUAACUCAGGGGCAGAAACUUUAUUUCUGCAGGCGACUGGCUGAUCAGUCCGCAAAGUCAUGAGUUUUUUUUUUGUUUGUUUGUUUGUUUGUUUUUUAAACCUAUAAAUAUAGAUUUCAAAAUUGCGUUAUAAUGUAAUAAUUAAUGGAAAUCAUAUUUCUGUAAUAUUUCUGUAAGAAAAUAAUAAAGUCUUCUAGCUUACAUGCCA
Hemibagrus wyckioides is the source of this 3015-nucleotide messenger RNA. RefSeq lists its product as uncharacterized. Bases 192 to 1154 code for a protein of 320 amino acids. Lineage: Eukaryota; Metazoa; Chordata; Actinopteri; Siluriformes; Bagridae. The transcript has 7 exons. The record is from RefSeq and is a predicted model, not a curated record.